Messenger RNA from Phialemonium atrogriseum, 968 nucleotides. RefSeq lists its product as uncharacterized. The transcript has a single exon. The record is from RefSeq and is a predicted model, not a curated record. The coding region runs from base 301 to 756 and encodes 151 amino acids. NCBI's taxonomy places the organism in Eukaryota, Fungi, Ascomycota, Sordariomycetes, Cephalothecales, Cephalothecaceae.
GGCCCCCCUUUUCCCCGUAGGGCUGGGUUACUAAUGCCAUAGCGUUUGUAGGUAGGUAUGUACAGGGUACCGGCAGGCAUUUGGUGGGGAACAUUUCGAUGGAGCCAUCCCCUAUCAUGACGUCACGCCAUCGACGUUCCAGCAUGGGAAGGGAACAAACAGAUGAAGAGGGAGGAGGGAAGGGGUACCUAUGCCAUCAUUACUGACAGAACUUAGGUGUGUGGCUACCUAGACACAACCGACCACAAAAAUAACCUACCACGAUACUCCAAUCAACCCAAUUGCAAAGAGAGAGAAAACAUGUCCUCCCUUCUACCCAUCCGCGCCCUCCACGACGCAACCCACAUCCGGCCAUUCGCCCUCUCGCUAAACCACAACCUCUCCCUCCUCACCCGCCGCUCGCCCCCUCGGCGAGCCUACCACCCCACCCCGGCGCCCCGCCUGCCCUACAAGGACAGCCAGGACCGGCAGUCCCUCAAGCCGCGCACCAACGGCAGCAGCAAGGGCCCGUCGGACGAGGAGAUCGCCUCGGGCGUCGGCGCGUCGUACUCACGCGACGCAACCGAGCCCGGGUCCGAGACCGAGACCGCCAAGCGCGACUCCGCCGACGGCGUCAACCCGCUCGAGAUGACCGGCGCGAACCAGGAGUUCUCCAAGCCGCAGGGCGACGGCGGUGCCGCCGAGAACCGCGCCGGCACGGACAAGAAGCGGACGAGCGGCGCCGGGAAUAAGGGGAAGAAGGGGAAGGCCGUGUAGCAGAGAGAUCGGCCGGGGUGGGUUUCGGGGAAAGGAGAGAAGAGGGGUGGGGAGAGAGGGAGCUUCGGAGGGUGACUGGGCAUCUGUCAGCCCUCGACCGCCACAAUGUCAUGCGAGAUAAUGCAUCCUCCCGCGCAUACUCGGUUGUCUGUAUAAUAUAAGGGAAAUACAUAACCACGAUGUCUCAAUUUUGAAACUUAGGACGAUAGGCU